UUUUUCGCAUAUUAUCGUGUACAGUUACGCAAGAAGAAAAUAAAUUAAACAAAAUGGUGGAUAAAAUUGAAAUGAGUUUGGACGACAUUAUCAAAUCCAAUCGUGGACAAAAUAAAAAAGUUGGUGGAAAUCGUGGUGGCGUUGCAGCGGCAAAUAGACGCGGUGGCGGUGCAAAUCAAGGGGCACGUCGUGGUGCUGGACGUCGUGCACCAAUUUCUCCACGUAAACCUGGCGGCGGCGGUGCUGUUAUUAAAGGCCGUGGUGCUGGCGGAAUACAAAAAGCCAAAUUCUCAAGGGGCGAUGUAAACAGCGCUUGGAAACAUGACAUGUACGAUGGACCUAAACGUGGAAUUUUGAAAUCGUCCGACUCGGCAAAGCUGUUAGUAUCAAAUUUGGAUUAUGGCGUAUCGGAUUCGGAUAUCAAGGAGUUGUUCACCGAAUUUGGACCGCUGAAGAAGGCGGCUGUACAUUACGAUCGUUCGGGUAGAUCAUUGGGAACUGCUGAUGUUGUCUUUGAAAGGCGUUCCGAUGCAUUGAAGGCCAUCAAACAAUACAAUGGUGUACCGUUGGAUGGCAGACCAAUGAGUAUACAAUUUUUGACUGAUGCCUCAGCAGUUACUGCUGCAACCAGAGCACCUGUACGUAACAAUACCACCGGACCCAGUCCCAAUAGAAGAAGACAACCUGUUGCCGCUGGUGGUGGCGGUGCUCGUCGUGGUGGACCCGCAAAUCGUAAAGCCGGUGGUGGUGGCAAUACUCGGGCCGCCAACAAACCAACACCCACAGCUGAAGAGCUUGAUGCCGAAUUAGAUGCCUAUGUCAACGAUAUGAAAAUAUAAAUU
Musca vetustissima is the source of this 842-nucleotide messenger RNA. It is a transcript of the gene Ref1, whose product is annotated as THO complex subunit 4. The record is from RefSeq and is a predicted model, not a curated record. Gene Ontology annotation, molecular function: mRNA binding. NCBI's taxonomy places the organism in Eukaryota, Metazoa, Arthropoda, Insecta, Diptera, Muscidae. Gene Ontology annotation, biological process: mRNA export from nucleus. The coding region runs from base 54 to 839 and encodes 261 amino acids. The transcript has 4 exons. Gene Ontology annotation, cellular component: nucleus.